This is a messenger RNA of Schistosoma turkestanicum, 297 nucleotides long. The record is from the annotation of a GenBank genome assembly. NCBI's taxonomy places the organism in Eukaryota, Metazoa, Platyhelminthes, Trematoda, Strigeidida, Schistosomatidae.
AUGACACAUUGCUUGUACAGAUUUAAAACUACUACUACUACUACUACUACUACUACUACUACUACUACUACUACUACUACUACUACUACUACUACUACUACUACUACUACUACUACUACUACUACUACUACUACUACUACUACUACUACUACUACUACUACUACUACUACUACGACUACUACUACUACUACUACUACUAAUACUACUACGACUACUACACAGAAUGAGACAUCCCAAAACCAUCUUUUUAAUGUGCUCAACCAAGCUGUUCUACUGUGGAGAACUCGUAUAAGUUGA